Ziziphus jujuba (common jujube) is the source of this 2723-nucleotide messenger RNA. RefSeq names its product pentatricopeptide repeat-containing protein At3g02330, mitochondrial. The transcript is spliced from 2 exons. Gene Ontology annotation, biological process: RNA modification. Gene Ontology annotation, molecular function: RNA binding; protein binding. The record is from RefSeq and is a predicted model, not a curated record. Bases 165 to 2723 code for a protein of 852 amino acids. Lineage: Eukaryota; Viridiplantae; Streptophyta; Magnoliopsida; Rosales; Rhamnaceae.
GGGAUUAAUUUAAUUACCAAAAAACUAACGGAGGGGGACGGUAAGGCCGUGUGUGGUUGGCCUGGCUGGCCAAUGGCAGUGCAGCUCAAGAACAAGAACGUUCAAACUUUUUCCUCCGUAGUAAUUCUGUUUGCAACAGCAACGGUCGAAAAUCCCACCAAACAAUGAGCACUGAAGCUGAUGGGUCAUCGUCAAAUCUCUCACCGUUGGUUAACAAUGGUCUUCUCUUCCUCUUCAAGGCUCUUCUCUGUUUCCACGCAACAACAAACUCCUACACCCACUCCAAAGAGUUUCAAAACCUUUUCCCACAUUUUCCAACACUGCUCCACUGUUGGUGCUCUGAGUCCCGGCAAACAAGCCCAUGCUCGCCUUAUCGUAUCUGGAGAGAUAUUGUCUCCUGGAAUACCCUAGUUUUUGGGUGUGCUGGGUGUGGCAAGAUGGAACUUGCUCGCUCCUUUUUUUAUGCAAUGCCUGAAAGAGAUGCGGUUUCUUGGAAUUCUUUAAUUUCAGGUUACUUGCAGAGUGGCGACCAUCGGAAAUCGAUUGAUGUUUUUUUGCAAAUGGGGAGUUUUGGUGAGGCAUUUGACCGUACUACAUUUGCUGUUGUUCUGAAAGCUUGCUCAAUUAUGGAAGAUUUUGGUUUGGGGAUUAAAAUCCAUAGUUUUGUAGUCAAGAUGGGUUUUGAUGCUGAUGUAGUAACAGGAAGUGCGUUAUUAGAUAUGUAUGCAAAGUGUAAGAGAUUAAAUUGUUCUCUUCAAGUUUUCCAUGAAUUGCCUGAGAAGAAUUUGGUCUCUUGGAGUGCUGUAAUUGCUGGUUGCGUUCAAAAUAAUCAGUUCAUCAAGGGUUUAGAAUUGUUCAGGAAGAUGCAGAAAGCAGGGGUUGGGGUGAGUCAAUCUACUUAUGCUAGCGUCUUCAGGUCCUGCGCUGGAUUAUCAGCGUAUAGGUUUGGGACUCAGUUGCAUGGGCAUGCCUUAAAGGCAGCCUUUGGUUCUGAUGUCAUAGUAGGAACUGCAAUGCUGGACAUGUAUGCAAAAAGUGAUAGCAUAUCUGAUGCUAGAAGGCUAUUCAACCAAAUGCCAAACCACAGUUUGCAAUCUUACAAUGCCAUAAUCAUUGGCUAUGCUCAGAGUGAGCUAGGGUUUGAAGCUUUGCAGUUAUUUCAGCUGCUGAGGAACUCUGGCCUUGGUUUUGAUGAAAUAUCUUUAUCCGGUGCACUUGGUGCUUGUGCAGUGACCAAAGGGCAUUUGGAGGGGCUUCAGAUACAUGCAUUAUCAGUGAAGAGUAAUUUAAGGGCCGAUAUUUGUGUGGCAAAUGCCAUUUUGGACAUGUAUGGUAAAUGCAGAUGUCUGGUUGAAGCUUCUAAUGUGUUUGAAGAGAUGGAGAAAAAAGAUGCUGUGUCUUGGAAUGCAAUUAUUGCAGCUCAUGAACAGAAUGAAAAAGAAGAAGAAACGCUUCAGCUUUUUGUUUCCAUGCUCCAUUCAGGGCUCAAACCUGAUCAGUUCACCUAUGGUAGUGUUUUAAAAGCUUGUGCAGGUCAGCAAGCUUUAAACCAUGGGAGGGAGAUCCACAGCAGAAUUAUUAAAUCUGCAAUGGCCAUGGACUUGUUUGUUGGAGGUGCCUUAGUUGAUAUGUACUGCAAGUGUGGAAUGAUGGAAGAGGCCAAAAUGAUCCAUUAUAGAACAGAAGAACCAACGAUGGUUUCAUGGAAUGCAAUUAUUUCUGGAUUCUCACAACAAAAGCAGAGUGAGAAUGCACAGAUAUUUUUCUCCAAGAUGUUGCAGAUGGGUGUCAAGCCUGAUAACUUCACCUAUGCGACGGUUCUUGAUACAUGUGCCAAUUUGACUACUGUUGGACUUGGGAUGCAAAUCCAUGCUCAAAUUAUCAAGCAAGAGUUGCAAUCAGAUGUGUUCAUAUCCAGCACUCUUGUUGAUAUGUACUCAAAGUGCGGAAACAUGCAAGAUUCUCAUCUAAUGUUUAAGAAAUCGCCUAAGCAUGAUACUGUGACAUGGAAUGCCAUGAUUUGCGGCUAUGCCCACCAUGGUCUUGGAGAAGAUGCACUAAGAGUUUUCGAGAGUAUGCAGCUUGAGAACGUGAAGCCAAACCAUUCAACUUUCGUUUCAGUCCUCCAAGCUUGUGCACAUAUUGGACAGGUUGAAAAAGGGUUACACUAUUUGAACUCGAUGCAAAGUGACUAUGGUUUAGAACCUAAACUGGAGCAUUACUCGUGCAUGGUGGAUAUCAUCGGGAGGUCAGGCCAAGUUAGGGAGGCUUUAAGGAUUAUUGAAGAGAUGCCUUAUGAAGCUGAUGCUAUUGUUUGGAAAACUCUGCUUAACCUAAGCAAGGUCCAUGGGGAUGUAGAAGUAGCAGAAAAAGCAGCCAGUUCUAUUUUGCAAUUAGACCCCGAAGACUCUGCUGCCUAUGUUCUUUUAUCUAAUAUCUAUGCUGAUUCUGGAAUGUGGAAUGAGAUGUCUAAGAUAAGGGAAACAAUGAGGUCUAAUAAAUUAAGGAAAGAACCAGGUUGCAGCUGGAUUGAGGUCAAAGAUGAGGUACAUGCAUUUUUUGUUGGGGACAAGGCUCAUCCAAGAUGCAAAGAGAUAUAUGAGAAACUCCAUCUCCUAAUUGAUGAGAUGAAGCUUGAUGGAUAUAUGCCAUUUGUUCAUUUUAAUGUGGUGGAAGAACAAGAGCAUGAAGAACAGCUGAGAACUUUCAUACAUAAUGUCUAG